UCUUUGUUGAUGUGUCAGCUCCGCGGGGGUUUGGGGACGCCGUGGCGGAGGGAGCGCGGUGUUGGGCUUGUCCGUGGUCGCUGUUCCCCCCCACCUCCUGGUCUGCCGGACCCCGCUAUGGAGAAAUUAGGCCCUGAGCAGGAGCUGCAGCGACCUCGUUAGGGGUGCGGCCUGAAGCUCGGAGAAGUGGGAUGUAAAACGAAGAUCAGGAACAGAUUUGAAGAAAUGCAGAGUGAAGUGGUGUCAAUCAGCAUGUCAGAGACAGAGCACAUAGCAUCCAUUUCCUCUGAUAAAAAUAUUGGGAAAACAUUUGAAUUAAAGGAAGACUUCUGCAACUCGUUUUCUGUUGAUGAAAGCAGCAGCUUAGAAAAUGAGUCUAAACUGUCGUCAUUAAACUUUGAUAAGAGGUCAUGUCAGCCUAAUGAACAUAAUCAAAUUGAAGCACAGGAAAAUUGUAUUCAGGAUCAUGGUGGAGGUGAGGAUUCUUGUGCUAAAACAGACAUAUGCCCAGAAAAUUCUGAACAAGUAGGUAAUUUUCCUGGUGGAGAUUUUACAAAGCAAAUUUCAAAAACAAAUGAAACGGAACAGACAGUAACACAAAUAUUGGCGGAAUUAAGGUCAUCUACAUUUACAGAAGCAGCGAAUCAAAAGACUUAUUCAGAAAGUCCCUACGAUACAGACUGCACCAAAAAACUUAUUUCAAAAAUAAAGAACGUUUCAGCGUCAGAGGAUUUGUUGGAAGAAAUAGAAUCUGAGCUCUUAUCUACGGAGUUUGUGGAAGAACACCGAGUACCAAAUGGAAUGAAUAAGGGAGAACAUGCAUUAGUUAUGUUUGAAAAGUGUGUGCAAGAGAAGUAUUUACAGCAAGAGCACACCAUAAAGAAGUUAAUUAAAGAAAAUAAGAAGCAUCAGGAGCUCAUCUUAGACAUUUGUUCAGAAAAAGACAAUUUAAGAGAAGAACUAAAAAAGAGAACAGAAACAGAGAAGCAGCAUAUGAGUACAAUUAAACAGUUAGAAUCAAGAAUAGAAGAACUCAGUAAAGAAGUUAAAACUUCCAAAGAUAAACUAGUAGCUCAAGACAUUGCAGCUAAAAAUGCAGUUCAGCAGUUGCAUAAAGAGAUGGCCCAUCGGAUGGAACAGGCCAACAAAAAAUGUGAAGAGGCACGCCAGGAAAAAGAAGCAAUGGUAAUGAAGUAUGUAAGAGGUGAGAAGGAAUCUUUAGAUCUUCGAAAGGAAAAAGAGAUCCUUGAAAGAAAACUCAGAGAUGCGAAUAAAGAAUCUGAGAAAAACGCUAACAAAAUUAAGCAGCUUUCUCAGGAGAAAGGACGGUUGCACCAGCUGUAUGAGACAAAGGAAAGUGAAACUACUAGACUCACCAGAGAAAUUGACAAAUUAAAGGAAGAUAUCAACUCUCAUGUCAUUAAAGUAAAAUGGGCACAAAACAAAUUAAAAGCAGAAAUGGAUUCACACAAGGAAACCAAAGAUAAACUCAAAGAAACAACAACAAAGUUAACUCAAGCAAAGGAAGAAGCUGAUCAGAUACGGAAAAAUUGUCAGGAUAUGAUAAAAACAUAUCAGGAGUCAGAAGAAAUUAAAUCCAAUGAGCUUGAUGCCAAGCUUAGAGUCACAAAAGGAGAACUGGAAAAACAAAUGCAAGAAAAAUCUGACCAGCUAGAGAUGCAUCAUGCCAAAAUAAAAGAACUGGAAGAGCUGAAGAGGACAUUUAAGGAGGGUAUGGAUGAACUACGAACACUGAGAACAAAGGUGAAAUGUCUAGAAGAUGAACGAUUAAGAACAGAAGAUGAGUUAUCCAAAUAUAAAGAAAUUAUUAAUCGCCAAAAAGCUGAAAUUCAGAAUUUAUUGGACAAAGUGAAAAUUGUGGAUCAGAUACAGGAGCAGCAUCAAAGAGGUAAACAAGAAAUUGAAAAUUUGAAGGAAGAAGUGGAAAGUCUUAAUUCUUUGAUUAAUGACCUACAAAAAGACAUCGAAGGCAGUAGGAAAAGAGAAUCUGAGUUACUACUAUUUACAGAAAAGCUCACUAGUAAGAAUGCGCAACUCCAAUCUGAAUCCAAUUCUUUGCAGUCACAAUUUGAUAAACUUUCCUGUAGUGAAAGUCAGUUACAAAGCCAAUGUGAACAAAUGAAACAGACAAAUACUAAUUUGGAAAGUAGAUUGUCAAAAGAGGAAGAACUGCGAAAAGAGGAGGUCCAGACUCUGCAAGCGGAACUCACCUGUAGACAAACAGAAGUUAAAGCAUUGAGUACCCAGGUCGAAGAACUAAAAGAUGAAUUAGUAACCCAAAGACGUAAACAUGCCUUCAGUGUCAAAGAUCUUACCAAACAACUCCAGCAAGCACGAAGAAAAUUAGAUCAGGUGGAGAAUGGAAGCUAUGAUAAAGAAGUCAGCAGCAUGGGGAGUCGUUCUAGUUCAUCAGGGUCCCUCAAUGCUCGAAGCAGUGCAGAAGAUCGAUCUCCAGAAAAUACCGGGUCGUCAGUAGCUGUGGAUAACUUUCCAGAAGUAGACAAGGCCAUGUUGAUUGAGAGGAUUGUAAGGCUGCAAAAAGCACAUGCCCGGAAAAAUGAAAAGAUAGAAUUUAUGGAAGAUCAUAUCAAACAGUUAGUGGAAGAAAUUAGGAAAAAAACAAAAAUAAUUCAGAGUUACAUUUUACGGGAAGAAUCAGGCACACUUUCUUCAGAGGCAUCUGAUUUUAACAAAGUCCAUUUAAGUAGACGGGGCGGCAUUAUGGCAUCUUUAUAUACAUCCCAUCCAGCUGAUAGUGGAUUAACAUUGGACCUCUCUUUGGAGAUCAACAGAAAAUUACAGGCUGUUUUGGAGGAUACAUUACUAAAAAAUAUUACUUUGAAGGAAAAUCUACAAACACUUGGAACAGAAAUAGAACGUCUUAUUAAACACCAGCAUGAGCUAGAACAGAGGACGAAGAAAACCUAACACGUAGCUCUUGGUCACUAAACACAAAAGCCACAUAAGGAGCAGGUGCCACUGCCCAGUAUUGUUGGAAAAUUUUCCCUGCUUUGUGUGUCAGCCAGUAAAAAAUUGUUUUGCUUCAUCUGUAUAAAAAAGUAUCCUUUUAUAAUACGAAUGCAUUGCUGUGUAUACUGUAAGAGAAUGAGCUUUGAUGAAAUUUGUAUAGUGACAGCCUGUCACUGAAUCAGAACAACUGAAAUUGCUAAUAGUCUUAUGAAGUGCUGAACAUUUUUGCAAGGGCUUUUGAAAACCCCUUCUCCAUAUUUCUUCCUUUGAAACUAUAUUAUGUCAAAAAUGAUUCAGCUUUUUAAAAUUAUGCAUGAAAGGACACGUGUUAAUCAUUCAGUAAUACGCUAUUUCUCCAACAUGAAGAAACUAAAGUGAUCAAAAUUUUGUUUGACAUUCCAGUAUAACAUUUGACUGUAUUUUAGGGAUGCCAGUGAGUCCUUAAAUCUUUUAAUUUUAAUGGAAGCUAAUAAGAAAGCCAGUGCUUGGUAACUAGCAGUUAUCAGACAUUGCAUGCCUCUGUCAGGUUUCCUUAUCUGUGCUAGGUACGUUUUUUUCAGAUUCAAAUUGUUUGAGUUAAGGUUGAGUUUUUUUAUUUUUCAGUUACACAAAAUAUGAUUUUAAAUAACAUGCUCACUUAGAUUUGUGGACUUCAGUUGUAUUUUAAAAUGUGAAAUAGAUUAGUCAUUAGAGCAGAGAGAUGAAUAAUGAAUUCUUUGAAACUGGAAUACUUUAGUUUUACUAACAUUAAAUGUAAAGAUAAAUGUUUAAGAUAUUUAGGAAGAACCAUUUCCCAAGAGAAUCCAGCAUAUGGCUCUGUUAACCAUUUCAUUUGGUACCAUUCCUUACCAUUAUAUAAUUAUAUAUUCCAGUGGAGUGAUCUUAUAGUCCCCAAUGUGAUGUGUUUCAAUAUAUUUAUUUAAAA
Odobenus rosmarus divergens (Pacific walrus) is the source of this 3916-nucleotide messenger RNA. RefSeq names its product chromosome unknown open reading frame, human C10orf118 (gene CCDC186). The transcript is spliced from 16 exons. Gene Ontology annotation, molecular function: small GTPase binding. Gene Ontology annotation, cellular component: trans-Golgi network. NCBI's taxonomy places the organism in Eukaryota, Metazoa, Chordata, Mammalia, Carnivora, Odobenidae. The record is from RefSeq and is a predicted model, not a curated record. Gene Ontology annotation, biological process: vesicle cytoskeletal trafficking. Bases 226 to 2949 code for a protein of 907 amino acids.